Messenger RNA from Funneliformis mosseae, 561 nucleotides. Lineage: Eukaryota; Fungi; Glomeromycota; Glomeromycetes; Glomerales; Glomeraceae. The record is from the annotation of a GenBank genome assembly.
AUGUUUACAAUACAUUCUCGUUCUUGUAACACUUGGGCAGCUGUUGUAAAAGAUCCGUAUGCUAAAACGGAAUGGCUCUUGGCUCGUUCAGGAAAAACUCGUGCGUUAUUUGUUGCCGUCAAGUUGGGACCAAAUUUUCUUAACAUUCCAGUACUGUAUGUCAAAAUUUACUUACAAGAAAGGUCAUCAUUUCGAGAUACUUCGUUUAAAGUAAAAAAUCAAUCACCAUGGGCCAGAAAUUUAUCUUUACCAGUAUUCCUUUAUUUAUCAAACAAAGGAUGCAAUCAAUUAGGAAAUGCUGUUCCUUUAAAAGGAAAUGAUAUGGAACUACUCCAUUUCCUUUCGGCUGGUCCUCACUUCAUUUCAUUUCCACCCAGGCCAAAAUCCAUUCAGCAACCACUUCCGGAAGAGUACCCUCCCAAAGAUGGCUAUGAAAAUCAAAUCUGUGAUGAUCUCAAUGAUUUAGUAUUGCGAGGAGCAUUGAUUAUCCUUUUUCCAUCAGCACCAAGUUCUGAUUGGGUUUGCCCAACCGUUUCCAAUGUAAUUUCACGUUAUAAUUAA